This is a messenger RNA of Scutellospora calospora, 446 nucleotides long. NCBI's taxonomy places the organism in Eukaryota, Fungi, Glomeromycota, Glomeromycetes, Diversisporales, Gigasporaceae. The record is from the annotation of a GenBank genome assembly.
GCACACUUCGAUAUGCUGUAAUGUGUAUGGGCCUUAAGAACGCUAGUGAGACUUUUCACCGAUUGAUGGAUACGUUGUUGGAAAGGGAAGAAUGGAAAAAGGUUGCCGGGGCCUAUCAAGACGAUAUUGGGUUGUGGACAAGUGGGCCGAAAGAAUUCCAUAUUGAAAUGUUUAUUAAAUUAGCCAAGAAAUUCAGAGAUGCUGAACUGACCUUUGCUGCAAAGAAAUAUUUUCUUUUAUGCAAGGAGUUGCGCAUGUACGGCUUUAUAGUUAGUAAAGAGGGAAUUAAAGCAGAUCCGACAAAGGCCGAAAGAAUAAGAGAAUGGAAGGAACCGACAAAUCUUAAACAAGUCCAAUCAUUUAUGGGAAAUGGAGGUUGGGUUCAUUGGAAUAAGGCACAAAUUGAAGCUUUUUGUACCUUAAAAGCUUCUUUAUUAAACGAAGCC